AUGAAGGUAUCAAGAGUUACGAUUCUCAUUCUCUUUUCAAUAUUCAUUACCUUGUUUAUAUCUUGCGUUGAUGGUCAGUCUUGCAAGGCGAGUGGAAAGUUGAGAGGUAAAAAACCCCCCCAUGGGACAUGUGUGAACGAUCCAGAUUGUUGCAAAGAAGGCAAGUUAUACAACACGUACAAAUGCUCACCCGUUGUCACUAAACAUACAACAGCCACACUAACGAUAAACAGUUUUCAAAAAGGAGGGGAUGGUGGAGGACCAUCUGCAUGUGAUGGUAAGUAUCACUCAGAUAAUACGCUAAUUGUUGCAUUGUCCACUGGGUGGUAUAAUAACAGAAAAAGGUGUUCUAAGUUUAUCAAUAUACACUAUAAUGGUAAGAGUGUAAAGGCUAAGGUGGUCGAUGAGUGUGACUCCACUGUAGGGUGUGAUGCUGAGCAUGGAUACCAACCACCAUGUCCUAAUAACAUCGUGGAUGCAUCUAAAGCUGUUUGGAAGGCCCUUGGGGUGCCUAAGAGUGACUGGGGUGAGGCCAAAGUUACCUGGUCAGAUGCUUGA
Molecule: messenger RNA, 558 nt
Organism: Lactuca saligna
Lineage: Eukaryota; Viridiplantae; Streptophyta; Magnoliopsida; Asterales; Asteraceae
Source: the annotation of a GenBank genome assembly